This is a messenger RNA of Daucus carota subsp. sativus, 954 nucleotides long. RefSeq lists its product as uncharacterized. Lineage: Eukaryota; Viridiplantae; Streptophyta; Magnoliopsida; Apiales; Apiaceae. The record is from RefSeq and is a predicted model, not a curated record. The transcript is spliced from 3 exons. The coding region runs from base 249 to 869 and encodes 206 amino acids.
CAGGAAGAGUGCAAUAUACUGAUAAGACCUCUUCUUAUCAUUGGGCACUCUUUUUGACCAUCCCUUUCUUUCAUUCUUAUAGAAAAUCAUAGCAUUACAUAUACAAUACUACUAGUACACCCUCAGUGCAUAAUCUGAUGAAAUGUCACCUCUCACUCUCCUUUUAUCUUCUGCUUGAAGUUCUGAAAUGACUUUUCUUGGCCAUCUCUUUACUAACACUAAUCAAGUUUCAGAACUAUUUGUUAUCUAUGGCUCAGCAGGAAGAAGGGUGGCCUCUGGGCCUGCAACCUUUGAAUGUGAGAGUUGGUUUGGUUCAUAUGCCUGAGUUUUCUGGAUCAUUGUCUUUCAACACUUCACCCAGUGCUUCCCCUAGUUCCUCAGAUUUAGAUACAGAGUCUACAGGAUCUUUCUUUCAUGACAAGAGCAUUACACUUGGGAGCCUAAUAGGAGUGUCGAACAUUUUAGAGUUCUCUAGGCGAUCAUUGAGGAAGAGAAGGCCUCAGACAGUACAGAUCAAGAAGAACAACAGACCGAAAACUUGGUGUUUCUCCCUCUGCCCAAGGGACCAGACCGAUGCAGAGUCAGAUUGCCAUAAUGCUGCAUCACUGGGUCAUUUUCUUGCUGUGGAGAGAAGGGCAGAACACAGAAGAAGCCAUAGCCCAAUGAUUUAUGGACCGGAAGACAUAGCCCUGGCCCAGGAGAGUCGAGAACAGAACUCACUUUUUGUUGAUGGUCAUGUAGCUCCGCCUCAGUUGAGUCCAUGGGCUUCUUCAGACAAUGAAAGGAGGCGAGAGGGAGUAUUGAGUCAUACAAAUCGAUGCGGAGUCCCUCUGGUGUUUCAUUGUAUGUGUUGUCAACACAUUCACUAGCUGAAAAUUGUUUGAUGCAUAUUAAGUUUGAGAUCAAAAUUAUUAUUGAUAUUUGUUAUUAAAUUUGAAGUGAUGUUCUUGGACA